Molecule: messenger RNA, 6267 nt
Organism: Chlamydomonas reinhardtii
Lineage: Eukaryota; Viridiplantae; Chlorophyta; Chlorophyceae; Chlamydomonadales; Chlamydomonadaceae
Exons: 18
Coding region: 585-5318 (1577 amino acids)
Molecular function (GO): protein binding
Source: RefSeq, a predicted model, not a curated record
CACGAUCUCUGGCUGCUCUUCCGCGCUCAACAUUUAGCUUGUUAUGCAUUAUAUGAGUGCGGGACGAACUGCAAGUCGCAGGACGCAGCCCCACAUUACAACGCCUGUCACACAACGGGUUGUUGUAACGCGCUUGUAAAGCACUACGUAGCCGACAUUACGUAUCAACACCUUGAGAUACAUCUAAUUGCCACAAUCGUCAGUUCGUCGAAGUGCUUUUUGACGGGCGGAAGCUCAUAGCCUAAUAAGUUCUCCCUGCCUCGGCCCCGAGUAGUCGCCACGAUUCCACCAGGGCUAGAUACAUACUUUGCGGGAAGCGCAUUCAGCACCGGUGACUCCACCACGUUCCAUUUUGCCUGCCCGCUGCGACGCAACUCACACCCGUCGCACACCCGUAAUCCAGCUUCGCGGCUCUGCGAGGAAGAUAUUGAGUCACUGAGCUUAGCUCAGUGCAAACCCGCCGCUUCUCCGGCUGAGAUGUCGGCCUCAACUCCGCUUCAGAACCAACUGCUUGGAGCGUAUACCACGGUUCGGACAUAGAGUGCUCUCAGCUUGUGGCGGAACUGAUGCAGAAGCCGCACGCCAUGGACGGGCCAGCGGCGCCCGACGGCACGGCUGUGACGCUCUUGCUUCCCGGAUCGGCCGGAUCCGUCACUGCAGGGCUCGAGCCCGUAGGCAGGAUGGACAGCGAAAGCGGCGUGGAGAGCCUACCGCCGCUGCCUGCCGGCGCCGGCGGCAGCCCAACGCGGCUGAGCACGCCUGGGAACGGCGCCGGCCGCAACACCACAAUCUCCUUUACGCCGGACACAGUGCUCAAUGACGCCGGCGGCACGAAGCGGGAGGGGGCCUCGCAGAGGUCGCUGAACGCCGUGUCCUCGUUCGGACACGUGGCGUCUCUCAAGUCGCUGGCAUGUGACUCAGUUGCAGACGUGGGCGAGUAUGAACCCGUCCACUCGGCCCGUAGCAGCGCGAGCUUCGGCGUCGCAGAGCGGCCGAACCUCCUGAAGGAGGCGUCUAUGAAACAGAGGAGCCGCAAGUCUCUGCUGGGACCGCUGGCUCAUCACUCCAACAACGUUGGGGGCGGGCAGCCGAACAGCACCCUCUCUCCGCUGCCACAGCCACAGAAGUUGUCGAACAGCGGCGCAGGGGCGCCCUCGCCUGGCUUGGGGGUCAAUGGCGCCGCUGGUGCCAGCGGGAGCGCGAGCAUUCUGGGCCACAUCGGCACUCCACUAAUGGCGGCUGCGCCUGCAGCGACGCUGGGCUCGCCAUCAGCCGACCUGCGCGCGCGGCGCAUUAGCGCACCGGGGCAAAACCUAUUCAAUGGAGUGCCAGACAGCGGGGUGAAUACCGCCGCCGCGGGCCAGACGAACUUUGCGACCGGGGGGCUCACGGUGGCGCCCUCCGGGCGAUUCAGCAACGCGGGAAAUGGCGCCCCCAAGAAGGGCUUCCUGUUUGUUGAAGAGGACGACAAGGAGGCGAGGGGAGGGGCCAAGGCGCAGCAAGAGCAGGCGAUAACGGGCAAGGCUGCGGUGGCAGCGUUGAAGCUGCGACAGGAGGCCGCGGCGGGGAUGAAGGGUGUCGGCCGUCGUUCAUCGAGCGGCGAAGCGGCGGGCGGCGGUGCUAUCUACAGCGUGCCGCCGAUCCCGACUGCGGAGUGGUUUGACAUGAUGGGGCCUGACGGGCAGCGCCCGGCGGCUGCUGCGCCCAGUGGCGGCAUGUGCGGCUGCUUCGGCGGCGGCGGCCAAGUCCCGCCACAAGUGGCGCAGCAGCGCAAGUGGUGGCGCGCGCGGCUGCGCGCCGCGCUGCAGGCGGCUGACGACGAGGAGGUGGUGGACUGGAUCUCAUUCCACAAUAGCCGCGACGGCCCCGCGCGCGAUGCGCCCGAGCUAAACGCGGUCCUGUGGCUGUGUCUCGAGUUACCGCAGCCAGGAGCGGCGCCGCAGCUUGCGAAGCUGCUGCUGCGCGGCGGAGCGUCGCCCAACGCGCCGCGGCCAGCAGGGCCGCCGGGCUCCGCGGCGGCCGCAGGCAAGCCCGCGCUUGUCAACUUAAAGGGCAUGGGCGACAGCAACGGGCCUGGCGGCGUCAAUUGGCUUGCGGGGCUGACGCCGCUCAUGCGCGCGGCGGAACUGGCGUCGCCGGCGCUGGUGGAGCUGCUGUUGGCAGCAGGUGCCGACGCGGCGGCGGCGCAGCCAGGUAGCGGCCUGACGGCGCUGCAUCGCGCGCUGCUGGUGACGCCGCCAGAGGCGACGUCAGAGUCAGGAGCCGCCCCCGCCGGCGUGAAGAGCGCGAUGAAGAAAUCCGGUGCUGACGUCAACGCUAGCGGCGACCUGGAGUCAAUGCCGGCGUACCGCUGCGCUCGGCUGCUGCUGGACAGGCUGGGGCUAGAGCGUGCGGGCAACCUGCGCGCCGCUGGCGGCGCGGCGGGCAGCAGCGCCGACGUCGCCGGCGCUGGAGACUUUGGCCUGGUCCGCUUUGCUCGUCGUCAUGGGCGUGCAGAGGCGGCGCGCUGGCUGCUGGGCUUGGGGCUGGAUGACGAGCCCGAGCCGGAAGUGUCAAUGACGGAUGCGGGAGAGGAGGAGGACGCGGCGGCUCGCAUGUCGAACGGUGCGCGGCCCGGCGCGCCCGGGCACGCUGCCUCGGGCCCCAAGGGUGUCGGCGUCGGUGGCGGCACAGACAGCGGGGCCCCGAUGCUCGGUAGCCUGCUCAUGGGUGCGCACAACUCCCCCGCCGCCGGCAACGGCAUGGACGGCGCCCGUGCCGCUGCCGGUACUGGCCCGGCAUCCCCGCUGCAAGCCUCAAACUCCAAACGUACCCUGCUGAGUCUUGGUAGCACCAAAAGGCAGCAGGCAGAGCCGCCCGGCAGCAUCUCCUUGGUCGGUGUUGCGGCGCGAGCCAGCGGCGACGGGGGUGUCCCGCUGCUGCACAAGCAGGUCUCCACCGGAAGCCGGCCCACAGGCUCGCUGUUUGGCGGUCCCGGUGGUACUAGCAUUAAGCAGCAGCUGAAGCUACAAGCUGCGAGUAGCCUUGAAAGGGGCCACGCCGCGGGCGCGGGCGCAUCGCCAGUGCUGGGCGAGACGCCGGAGAACCAGGAGGCCAGGCUGCAUUCCGCCCUGGACGCCGCACUGCGCAGCGGGCGCCUGGAGCAGCUGGAGGAGGCGCUGGCGCUGCCGCACCUGCUGACACAGGCCGCCGCCCCGCCGAACAGCGGUAUCGGCAGCGGUGGCGCAAGCACCGAAGCGCUCGCGGCAGCGGCUACGGCCGCCUCACACUUGGCAUCAAUCGCCAACGGCCGACUAGACAUGGUGCGUCAGCUGCUCGCCAAGGCCUCCGGCUCCGCCGCAGCAGACGGCGCGGACGGCGCCGGCGCCGCCGCGGCGGUGCGCUACUACCUUGUCGCCAAGGCGGCGAUGCUGGAGGCGGCGGCGACGGCACACGGCCGUGCGGCGGAGUUCUACACGGCGGCGGGGCGGCAGAGCGAGGCGGUGGAUGAUGUGCUGGCGGCCAAGCAGCGCGAGGCCGGCGAGUACGGUCUGGGUGAGGAGCUGACGGCGCGCUGCCAGGCGGCGGUUGUCAAGACCAUGACGACACGUGACACCGUGGUGGCGGCGAUUGAGCAGCGCAGGGACGCGCACAUGGUGGCGGUGGAUGAGCUGGUGGAGAAGCGGCUGGCGGGACUCAGCGAUGCGUCCAAAUUGGCGGAGACCCAGGCUGCCUCCAUGAUCGAGCGCAUGAUUGAGGCGGUGGGGGUGGAGGUGGCGCGGCGGGAACGGGAGAUAGAGGACGCGCGGCACGAGGCGGCGAGCCGCAUGAUGAUGAUGGAGCGCCAACUGGACGACCUGGCAUUCCGCAAGCAGAUGCAGAUGGCGCGAGACACGGGCGAGGCACGAGCCGCCUUCAACCUGCGCAUGGGCGAGUACCGCAAGGCCGUGCAGGCCCAGCGCAAGGCGCUUCAGCAGCACCUGGAUGACGUGGCGCGAGCCGUCGACAUCCAGUCCAAGCGCGUCACCACGCGCGCCAAGAACGCCGGCGGCUGGCGCGGCGCGCUGUCCAAGCGGCAACAGGCGCUGGCAUGGGAGGCGCGCAACACGGCCGGCAAGAUUAAGGAGGCGAUUGCGGCGCGGGCAGAACAGCUGAUGCGGUCUGGGCGCAUCCCGCACCUGCUGCUGUCGCUGAGCCAACUGGGCAGCGAUGUGACACGCAAUGCCACCACCACCAGCGCGGGUGUGAACAGGACGUGCGGCGCACUACUGGCGCUUGCGUCCGAGGCGCGACAGUCCCUUGGCGGCUGGGUCACCGUGGGGCGACAGGAGGUGCAGGAUUACCUGACGGGCCUGGUGUCGGCGCACAGCAAGACGCUGGAGCAGAUCAUGGCUGCAGGCGCGGCCGGCGUCAACGGCGGCGAGCUGCCGCGCGUGCCGCCCGCUCCCGACACCGCCCGCAACCUGCAGAACCUGGACGCCGCCUCGGCGCUGCGUGGGUACAACCUAACGGACACGCGCAGUAGCGCCGAGGGCGAGGCGCGCGCGGCGGCGGCGGGGGCGCUGGUGGCGCUGCCUCGCCUGCUGGCGGAGGUGGACGCGGCGGUGGAGGAGGUGGUGGCGGGCUGCAACGAGCAGAUCCGUGACGCGCUGCCCGAGGCCACGCUGGUGGAUGGGCUCAGCCUGGGCGACUUCGGGCCGCUGCUGGACCAGGCCGCGGAGGAGCUGCUAGGGCCGGGGCUGGAGGCGCUGCUGGUGGAGGAGAUGGGGCUGCGCGGCGGCCUCACCACGGUGGAGCUGCAGCUGCCAACACUCAACAUGGACGAGCUCGUGAAGCCGCUGGAUCUCGAUCUGGCUGACGUGGACCAGAGCGCAAUUGAUGCCCAUGGCGGCGCCCGCCGCACCGGCUGGGCCGACAGCCCAGGCGGCGGCGGCGCUGGCGGCGGCGCCGGCGGCGGUGCAGGUGGCGGCGCCGGCGGUAUGCCGCCACCGGGUUACGGCAUGCCGCCGUACGGCAUGCCACCGCCAGGGUACGGCAUGCCGCCGCCCGGUUACGGCAUGCCACCACCAGGUUACGGGAUGCCGCCGCCAGGAUACGGCAUGCCGCCGUACGGGAUGCCGCCGCCAGGGUACGGGAUGCCCCCGCCUGGGUACGGCAUGCCCCACGCGGCCUGGGGUGGCGGCUGGUACGGCCCGCCACACCACGGGUACGGCCAUCCCGGUCAGCACGGCCGCCACGGCAAGGGCCGUGACAGCGACGACGAUGAGGUCAUGAGCGAUGGUGGCAACCGCCAUGGCGGCAACAAGGACCACGAGGAUUGGGGCAUGAGUUAUUCGUAGUGCACUGACGGAUAGGUGGUAGGAUCCUGCUGGGCCGGUUCAGAGGCUCAGGUGGCGACCGUGGCUAGAAUGGUCUGGCAAUGCUGCAUGCUUUUUCAGCUCAGUUGAGCUGAAUGCCGUUUUGCAGGAUCCAUAGAUCCUGUGUAGGCACGAACAUACGGCACUGUCACAGGGCAAGACGUUGUACAGGAGCCGCUAUGGCUUACUCAUGGCACACCCAGGGUGGCCCCUGCCAUGCAUGUCAGUGACGAUGCGUGACGUGCUCACGUGACGCGUUUACGCUUUUGGCGGCUUUUGGAUUGUACAUAUCCUUACAUUGCGCAAACGGGCCUGGGAUGCCGUGCACUGGUGUGUUGUUGAGGGAAACGUGGCGUGGGCGCAGCCCACAUUUCCCUUUAAAAGGGAAUACCGAUUAUAGGUUACAUGGUGCUCCACGCGGACCACACGACGCACAGUGCAAUGUUGGCCAUGUGGGCGUGCAAUUUGGUCGCACACCUACGUUAUAACAUGUGAACACACGUGUUAUUCAUGUCAGCAGAAUGACGCGUAAGUCUUGGGACUCUCGUGUGCACGUUGGACGUUUGGAUUGUAUGUCUGUGCGUAGACUGCUUGAUGCGGUGAAGACAGUACUGGUAUGUGCUGGAUGGAAGUUCAUUAUGUUUCAGAGGCAAGAGGCAGCGUACGGUUAUACAUGCGCCACGGUGCUACUGCAACUUACGCACUGGCGAGUGUGUUUCCUGUCGGCGAGGGCUGGCAUGGCAAGUCGGAGGAGAGCAACGCGUGCUCCUGCUUAGCAGGAGGCGUCCAACAAGGUCAAGGCGAAGCUACCGCAAGUGGCAGAGGUGGCAGUUGGUGGCGACAGGCUAGACGCACCGGCAUCCCAGUUACGCUACACCCUAUCAGCGGCGGGAAGCAGAGGCAUGUGUCCAAUGUAAUUUACACACCACGU